Messenger RNA from Eremothecium gossypii ATCC 10895, 1293 nucleotides. RefSeq names its product nicotinate phosphoribosyltransferase (gene NPT1). Gene Ontology annotation, biological process: NAD+ biosynthetic process. Bases 1 to 1293 code for a protein of 430 amino acids. NCBI's taxonomy places the organism in Eukaryota, Fungi, Ascomycota, Saccharomycetes, Saccharomycetales, Saccharomycetaceae. The record is from RefSeq and is marked provisional. Gene Ontology annotation, molecular function: nicotinate phosphoribosyltransferase activity. The transcript has a single exon.
AUGACGAGCGAGGAAGCUGCGAUUAAGUCGCUGUUGGACACAGACAUGUACAAACUGACAAUGCAUGCGGCGGUUUACGUGAAUUUCCCAGACACCGAGGUCGUCUACAAGUACACCAAUAGAUCCGCCGGCCUGAGCUUCAACAAGGCUGCUAUUGUGUGGCUCGAGGACCAGGUGAGCAAGCUGGCAACACUGCGCUUCACGGCGGAGGAGGUGGCAUACCUUAAAGAGACCUUGCCUUUCCUGCCUGCGCAGUACAUCGAUUACAUCUCGUCGCCAGAGUGCCGCAUGGACCCUGCCACUCAGGUGCAGCUCCUGCACGAGCAGCGAGAGGGCGAGGAGCGCUAUGACCUGAACAUCACCGUCACCGGUCUCUGGAAAGACACGAUCCUCUACGAGAUACACAUGCUGGCGCUCAUCUCGGAGGCGUACUUCAAGUUUGUCGACACAGACUGGGUGCUCGACGGCCAGGUCGAGCAGGCGUAUCGCAAAACGCGGCUGCUGUUGGACAACGGCCUGGUCUUCUCGGAGUUCGGCACGCGCCGGCGCCGCUCGCUGCUCGUCCAGGACCUCGUGCUCCAGGGCAUCGCCGAGGCCGUGGCAGAUAGCGGUACCGGCGACACGCAGUUCAUCGGCACCUCCAACGUCUACUUCGCCAAAAAGUACGGCGUCAAGCCCGUCGGCACCGUCGCGCACGAGUGGUACAUGGGCAUUGCCGCCCUGACAGACGACUACCGCAACGCCAACAAAAACGCCAUGGACUUCUGGCUCAACACCUUCGGCUCCGAACAGGCGGGCCUGGUCCUCACCGACACCUUCGGCACCGAUACCUUCCUGCCCAUGUUCCGCCCGCCCUACUCCGACGUCUACGACGGCGUGCGCCAGGACUCUGGCGACCCGGCCGUUUUCACCGAGAAGGUCGCCCACCACUACCUCAACGUCCUGCACUAUCCCCGCUUUUCGAAGGUCAUCUGCUACUCGGACUCCCUAAACCCGGAGAAGGCCCUGCAGUACGCCGAGGUCGCACGCGCACACGGCAUGAGAGCCUCCUUUGGAAUCGGCACAAACUUUACAAACGACUUCCGCAGACAUUCUGCGCCCGACGCCAAGAGCGAGCCACUAAAUAUCGUCUUCAAGCUGCUUACUGUCAACGGACGCCCCGCCAUCAAGAUCUCUGAUGAUCUUGGGAAGACCAUGGGCGACCCGGAAAAGGUCGAAGAGGUAAAAAGAGAGCUAGGCUAUAUAGAAAGAACGUGGGAGGGCAGCGAUGAGGCGCAUAGGUGGAAAGACUAG